This is a messenger RNA of Nylanderia fulva, 1402 nucleotides long. The record is from RefSeq and is a predicted model, not a curated record. NCBI's taxonomy places the organism in Eukaryota, Metazoa, Arthropoda, Insecta, Hymenoptera, Formicidae.
CGAUUGCUUCCUAAUUUUAUUUUUUACAAUGGAAGAAGUCGUAUAAGUGCCUAAAACGGCAAUAGUAUUUCGAAAUGCCGAUGAAUCAAUAAUUAUUGAUGAAGAAGGUUACAUAACAUGCCAAACCGACAGUGGGCUAACUUUUAAAAUACACACUUCCGAAAUAGAUUUGAAUGGUCCACCCAUUACAUGUACUGUGGAUAACGAAAAAGUUUUAAUAGUAUUAACAUCUACACACAGAACAAUAGACACACCGGACACUAACAUUUCCAAUCAAGAAAAUCAGAAGCCAAACGUCAUUCAACACAAUUUUGAAAUUUUUACAUGAAAUGAUGCGAAUACCAAACUAUUUUUAUCACUCUACAAGGAGAAGAAAGAAUUAGUUGGUUCUAGAAGAAUUAAAAAUUUUAAAGAAAUGUGGAAGCGUAUAAGCGACGAGAUGAGAAACUCGGGAUACGACGUGACUCCUAUACAAGUGGAAAAUAAAUGGAAGACUUUAGAAAGACAAUAUAAAAAAGUUAUUUCCAAUAAUAAUAAGACAGGAAGAGGGCGGAUUACCUGUAGUUACCAAACGUUUACGUAUAGCUAAAAUUGAAAUAAUAAUAAAUCAUAAUAAAUUGAUGCUUUAUUUUUACUUACAUGCUUUUACAGGGAACUGACAGAAAUUUUGGGAAAGAGCCACAAAAUAGUUCCACUUGCUGUGGCGGGUCCGGAAAUAAGAGUAAUGGUCCGAAAUAGUAUAUCAGAUCUCAGGACUUUAUUGAAUAACAGUGCGCCGAUUUUAAUGCCAGUAUCGACAACAAUUGUAUUACCAACCACAUCAAACGUAGAAAAAAGAGAGGAACCUGAAGAUAUGCCUGUGGCUGAUGAAAGUGAAGUAGUAACCGUACCUGAAAAUGCCAACCUCGUUGCUGUUGCUAAAAAAAGAAUCGCCACUGGAACAACGGCAAAGGCAUUGCAACAGUGCCAAAAAGAGAUGCAAGAAUACAGGAAGACACUCGAAAAACGCGAUGAAAAUCAAGAUAAAAUGUUAUCACAAAUCCUGGAAACCUAUAAAUCAAUAAAAGAUAGACAAGAAGAACAUUUGACCGCAAUAGAAAACCACAGAAAGGAAACUAUUCAACAAAGACAACGAAGAAACGACUUAUUGGAAGAAAAAAAAAUUCAUUGAAAGAAUUUUUAAAUUUAUUUUUAAAAAAUUAACCAGUGUGACGUGGCGACUCUUCUUUUCAGUAAAUUUAGCCGACGAUUAUAUUAUUUUAUUCCAUUUAUUUUCCACUUGUAUUGCAGUCACGUCAUAUCCUUAGUUUUUCAUUUCGUUACUUAUGCGUUUCCACAUUUCUUGUACAGUGUUGAAAACAGCUUUGUAUUAUAUUUGUGAAGUUUAUUGUUUAUUGUUGAU